This is a messenger RNA of Colletotrichum orchidophilum, 384 nucleotides long. RefSeq lists its product as uncharacterized. Lineage: Eukaryota; Fungi; Ascomycota; Sordariomycetes; Glomerellales; Glomerellaceae. The transcript has a single exon. The coding region runs from base 1 to 384 and encodes 127 amino acids. The record is from RefSeq and is a predicted model, not a curated record.
AUGGUGGCCAAUGUCGGUAUAUGGAGCCUCGACUACAAUACGCGGGACAAGUGGAGGCCAGGCUGGCUCUCCGAUGACCACGGCGAGUGCGUCGUUCCAUCUGCCGUAGCCUUCAACAGCAGCAACAUCACCUCGUCGGCGAUGCUUAAACUCACACCACUCGAGAGUUUCGGCAGCAUGAAGGCCUUGGUGCUGAAGUGGAAUGAAACGACACUAGUGGCCGAGAUGCGGUCGAAGGAGGGCAUCAAUGUCAACUCUUGCACGACUGUCAUGUUUUACUACACUUUGACGAUGGAUCUCGGGGCGAGUGAGGGUCCGAUCCGAGUCCUAUAUGAUACCUCCGGGUGGAGAACAGCCAUUUUCAUCAAUGAUAACUUUUGUUAG